Molecule: messenger RNA, 2782 nt
Organism: Electrophorus electricus (electric eel)
Lineage: Eukaryota; Metazoa; Chordata; Actinopteri; Gymnotiformes; Gymnotidae
Gene: usp44
Product: ubiquitin specific peptidase 44
Biological process (GO): protein deubiquitination
Molecular function (GO): cysteine-type deubiquitinase activity; zinc ion binding
Source: RefSeq, a predicted model, not a curated record
GCUGGACAAGAUGGCGGCUGCAGUUGUGUCUGAGGUGUGAGGUACCGCUGGUAAGAAAAAAAAUACAGAUGAGCCAUGCCUUGGGACAAGGUGGUUGUAAAGCAAACUGCCUUCACCAUGGUGAUGUGAAGUGGGUGUGACUGUAAUGGACAGGUGUAAGCACGUAGGUCGCUUGAGGCUUGCGCGGGACCACUCGAUCCUGAACCCGCAGAAGUGGCACUGCGUGGACUGUAACACCACCGAGUCUGUAUGGGCAUGCCUCAGCUGUUCGCACGUGGCCUGUGGGCGCUACAUAGAGGAGCACGCACUCCGACACUUCCAGGAACAGCGCCACCCUUUGGCCAUGGAGGUGAACGAGCUAUACGUGUUCUGCUACCUAUGCGACGACUACGUGCUGAACGACAACGCCACCGGCGACCUGAAGCUGCUCCGCAGCACCCUCAGUGCCAUUAAGAGCCAGCGCUAUGAGGUGACCACGCGGAGCGGGCGCACGCUGCGCUCCGCCACCGCCCUGCCGGACCAGCCCACACACGGCAACACGCAGGAGCUGCAGCUGCGUGACGAGGACCGGAUGUUCACGGCGCUGUGGCACCGGCGGCGCGCCCUGAUCGGCCGCGUCUUCCGCACCUGGUUCGAGCAGACGGAGCGCGGCAGGCGGCGUCUGGAGGAGGAGUGGCGCCAGGAGGCAGCGAAGGAGAGGAAGAGGGAGGCGCGCGAGCGACGGUGCAAGCUCAAGCGGCAGCACCGCGAGGAGUUGGAGAGUGCGCCGCCCAGGAAGAGCAACCGCAUCCGGAGGCAGAGUCGGAAAGCCGCGGCCGACCGUGACGGUUCGGUCGGACGCAAGCCUGCCCCACGGACUUCUGAAAACAGAACGCCUCAACAGAGGCCACGCCCCCCAACUAAGGCCAAUCUCACCCGGGCCCUGCCUCCUAAAACGGGUGACUCGCCCAUCAAGAGACGUCCCACGGUCACACCGGGGGUGACGGGCUUGCGGAACCUCGGCAACACGUGCUACAUGAACUCGAUAUUGCAGGUUUUGAGUCAUUUGCACGUGUUCAGGGAAUGUUUUUUGAGACUUGAUCUGAACCAAGCCCUGGAGCUUCUCGCCUCUGCUGUUAGUCACAAACUAGGGCUCUCGGGUCAGCACGCCAUCCAGCCCAAAACCUCUGGCGUGGGGUCGGGACUCAGUGGCGGGGCAUCGCGCUCCCGGAGCAUGGAGCUCAUCCAGCCUAAGGAGCCCAGCUCCAAACACAUCUCUCUCUGUCACGAAUUGCAUACAUUGUUCCAGGUGAUGUGGUCAGGGAAGUGGGCUCUGGUGUCUCCCUUUGCUAUGCUGCACUCUGUCUGGCAGCUGAUCCCGGCAUUUCGAGGUUACGCGCAGCAGGACGCACAGGAAUUCCUGUGUGAGCUUCUGGACAAGGUCCAGCACGAGCUGGAGCGAACAGGAACGCUGACGCCUGCUAGUGUGCCAGCCAGUCAGAGGCGGCUCAUCAAGCAAGUGCUCAGUGUGGUCAACACCAUCUUUCACGGCCAGCUACUGAGCCAGGUGAGGUGCCUGGUGUGUGAUCAUCGCUCUAACACAGUGGAGCCAUUCUGGGAUCUGUCAUUGGAAUUUCCAGAGCGUUACCACAGCAACAGUAAGGAUGUUGCACAUGUUGCAUGUGGAUUGACAGAGAUGCUGGCCAAGUUUACAGAAACAGAAGCUUUAGAAGGAGCUAUUUACGCCUGUGACCAAUGCAACAAUAAACGACGGCGCUUCUGCUCAAAGCAAGUGGUUCUGACCGAAGCUCAGAAACAACUGAUGAUCUACAAACUGCCUCAUGUCUUACGACUGCACCUCAAACGCUUCAGGUGGUCUGGUCGUAACCACAGGGAGAAGAUUGGUGUCCAUGUUGAGUUCGAACAGGAGCUGAACAUGGAGCUGUACUGCUGCAAAGACUCUGCUUCCAACACGUCAGCGCACCCCCAACACUUCCUCUACCAGCUCUCUGCUGUUGUAAUGCAUCAUGGGAAAGGCUUUGGUUCUGGCCAUUACACGGCUUUCUGUUACAACACAGAAGGAGGAUUCUGGGUGCACUGUAAUGAUUCAAAGCUGAGUGUAUGCACAGUAGAGGAAGUAUGUAAGGCACAGGCCUAUAUUCUCUUCUACACCCAGAGAAACACUCAGGAUAAAGGCAAGGUCAGCGACCUCUGACCCCUGCUUAGCAGCAAAUCAGCCACCAGAAAGACAUUGUUGUACAUUCUGUUGAAAACGGUUAUGAGAGUUAGUCUUUGUGUCUGUGUUAUUGUUGUAGCAUGUAUUGGUUCUGGAGUUGUGUCACACUCAUAUGCCUUACACAGAUUUUUGGCAGUAGGCACUCUUGAAGUGAUUGUGUGUGAGCUCACGUGAGAGAGCACAAAUAAAGCCAGCAUUAUUGCAACAUGUAUCUGUGCGUAAAAGGGGACCAAGAGUGGACUGAAGGUCUUGGCCCCCAUGAGGGUGGAUGCCUAAUGCUGCCCGUAAACCAAAGUGUAGAACAAACAUUUGAAUGAUGACUGUUCCCUGAUUUAUUCAGCUCUUUGCACAAAGAGACAAAUUGACCAACAACUGUGAUGAUAUGGGGUGGUUGCUUAUGGGUGUGUGUAUAAGGGAGGGUGAGUGGCUGGCAAGAUUACCACCAAUCCUCUAAAAGUGCCCUGCCAUAUUUAGACAAGUUUACCAAGACUGUUCUAGUGUUUUCAGCUACUUUUGAGUGCUCAGAACAAUUCAAACUAUUCAGGACUUGUGCUUCUUUUUUUAGAC